Molecule: messenger RNA, 799 nt
Organism: Volvox carteri f. nagariensis
Lineage: Eukaryota; Viridiplantae; Chlorophyta; Chlorophyceae; Chlamydomonadales; Volvocaceae
Exons: 1
Coding region: 1-708 (235 amino acids)
Biological process (GO): fatty acid metabolic process; lipid biosynthetic process
Cellular component (GO): endoplasmic reticulum; membrane
Molecular function (GO): iron ion binding; fatty acid 2-hydroxylase activity
Source: RefSeq, a predicted model, not a curated record
AUGAUAACCAGCAGUACGUUAACAAAAUCAGGAAUUGACCGUGGCAAGCCCGUCGUGCAGCAAGUGGGCACCCUGGGACAGGACUACUGGACCUGGGUGCACGAGCCUGAGGCAGGUCAGCCGCGCUUCUUCAGCAGCACGGUCGUAGAGGCUUGCUCAAAGACGGCCUGGUGGGUCGUCCCUGUUUUAUGGUUGCCCCUUUUCACAUACUGCCUCAUCGCAUCUGUGAUGGCAUAUCACACGCCACUACCCAUGGCGAUCUCGCUUGCGCUGCUAGGCGUCCUUGGCUGGCAGCUCCUGGAGUACAUCAUACACAGGUUCAUAUUUCAUGCGGAGUUCAACUCUCGCCUCGGAAUAACGUUUCACUUCCUCUUCCAUGGGUGCCAUCACAAGUACCCCAUGGAUAAGCUGCGGCUGGUGUUCCCGCCAGUGCCCGCGGCCGUUGUCGUAUCGGCGGUGUACUGCAGCCUUGCGUUGACUUUACCAUAUGGGACAGCGCUAGCUACGUUUGCGGGCAUGGGUUACGGCUAUGUCGCGUACGACUGCUUGCACUACAUGGUGCAUCAUGUGCCAGGAAGCUCGUUGCCGGGGCCGCUGCUCCGCGACCUAAAGCGGCGCCACAUGCACCAUCAUUACAAGGACCAUAGUAAAGGCUACGGAAUUAGCUCCGUUCUUUUUGACAUCUUGUUUUUUACGCAAUCAAUUUGAGAAGGAUUGUGCGAGCGGUCGAGGGCGUCGAUGGGAGGGUUGGAGACAGGCUUGGAGACCAGUCCGUCCGUGGGGCGCCAAGGGCAAAAGU